Messenger RNA from Megalopta genalis, 620 nucleotides. Its product is annotated as venom metalloprotease inhibitor. The record is from RefSeq and is a predicted model, not a curated record. Lineage: Eukaryota; Metazoa; Arthropoda; Insecta; Hymenoptera; Halictidae.
UGCUCUACUGAGAACUUCUCACAUCAGUUUAGUUCUCACUGUGCACACUGUCAAGAUGUUGAAAUUGUCGAUCGUCUGUUUCGUCGCCAUCGCGGUGCUUCUCUCCUCGACCUCGGCGACGGUACUAAUCUGUAAUGGACCCAACGAGGAAUAUGCCUGCGGAUCUGCCUGUCAAAGGAGGUGCGACUCCUUGAACGAGCCGUGUAUGAUCGUGAACAUUAAGUGCAACGACGCAUGCUACUGCAAGGAAGGCUUCGCCAGGAACUGCAGGGACAUCUGCAUCCCCAUAGAUUCGUGCAGCCAUAAGAAAUGCAUGUGGCGUAACCCGUACUUCGGCAAGCUCAUAGGAUAAUAUUGCGACGAAUUCUGCGAGACCUCUGCCCUUCCGCGACAAGAAAAUGCUGAUAACACCGUGACUGAUGCAUAUAUCCGUGCUGCGACUCUUACUGUGCACGCGCAUACCGGGCUUGUAUCGGAGAGCACCGAUAGAAUUGAUAGUUCAAGGGGUCAGUUUCGUAACAUCUCGUGAUUCUGUUAGACUGUAAUGUAAUAAACGUAGACGACCCGUUAUAUUUUUGCAAUAACAACAACAAUAAUAAUAAUUAUUUAUUUUCACUGUC